CAUCAACAUGAUGAGUAUGUGACUGUGUUUUCCUUAAAACCUGUCUUCCCAAAGUAAAGCGCCGCAUAUAGGUUUGUCGUUGGGGAUUCCUCCUCUUUCGUAAACCAGAAAGCUAUCUUCAACUUGAGGGUUUUCUUCUCUCAUUCACUUCCUCUGAUUGUGAUUGUGAUUGUGAUUGUGACUGGGUUUGUGAAAGAUGCCUCGCACAACCACUGUGGAGUGCUCCGGUUGUCCUCCUCUUCGUGCUCUAACGUUUGAUGCGCUUGGUCUCAUCAAAGUUGUGGAAGCCCGUGAUAAGCGAGGAGUUCCAAGUGUGGUAGAGAGGUGGGGUGAGCCUGACUCUUCCAAAUGUGUGACGGCUGUUUCAAUGAUAGAUCGCAAGUCUCACCCGUUAUUAGCUGUAGCAAGGAAAAAUGGCCAGAUUGAGGUUUUGAGCUCUAUAAGCGGUGAAUCUCAGGCUACAGUUUCAAAUGCCAAUGAUUUAGAUCUUCGGUCUGAAGAGAAUAGUAUUGUUGGUUUGCAUUUAUUUGCAAAACAAAAUUUGGAGUUAGCUUCAAGGUCUGGUACUUUACUUACAUGCACAACCAAAGGAAAUGCAAGCAUGAGGUCGAUUGAAGUUACUAAUUCAUCUGCAGGAUCUGCCUGUAUUGAUUCUUCAAAAACAUGGAAUGUAUGUGCUGGUGGUAACAUUUUGUGUUGCAAGGUGGAUGGAAAUGAGAAGUUUGCUUUAUUUGGAGGGAAAGGUGUUGAAGUUAAUAUUUGGGAUCUUGACAACUAUACUAAGAUCUGGAAUUCCAAACCUCCUCCUAAGAACAGCCUUGGAAUAUUUACACCUACCUGGUUCACAGCUGCUACAUUUCUAAGGAAAGAUGACCAUCGAAAAUUUGUUGCUGGCACCAACAACCAUCAGGUUCGCCUUUAUGACAUAUCUGCUCAGAGGAGGCCUGUUCUUUCAUUUGAUUUCCGUGAGACACCAAUUAAAGCACUGGCUGAGGAUAUAGAUGGCUAUUCAAUCUAUAUUGGGAACACUUCUGGGGACAUGGCUUCUGUUGAUAUACGCACAGGAAAAAUGCUAGGAUGUUUUUCUGGAAAAUGCUCUGGAAGCAUCAGAUCUAUAGUCAGGCACCCUGAGCUACCUGUGAUAGCUUCAUGUGGACUGGACAGCUAUUUACGACUUUGGGAUACAAAGACAAGGCAGCUUCUUUCUGCUGUUUUCAUUAAGCAGCAUAUUACACAUGUUCUUUUUGACUCCAGCUUCGCAGUUGAAGGAGCAGAUUUGCUACCAUGCAAGGAACAAACUCUGACUGAGAUCACAGUUGAGGAAGAAGUUGAAGCAUCACUACCUUUGAAAAGAAAAAAGUCUUCUAAAAACAGAGAAAAUUUAAUGGACAGUAGUGAAAGAAAGAAAAGAUCUAAGCAGACUAAAGAACGCAAAAAGUCUGAAGGAAAUGAUGGACCUGAGAAGACUGCAUCAUCAAGAGAUGAGGGAAGUAAGUCAGCAUCCAAGAAAAAAAAGAAACGCUCAAAAUGUGAACUUCCAGAUGAAGGGUUGUGAAUUUAGAUGGAUUAAAUAAUAUAUGAUAUUAUAUACUACAAGGUAUCUGAACAAAUAUUGGGGAUGCAUGGUGAUGAAGGCAAAGAAGUCUGAAUUCUGGCAGGAAUUUGUGUUUGGUAAUUAGAUCAGCUUGGAGGUGACUUUGUGGGGAAGUGACUUCAAUUUAUAUGGCAGUGCUGAUGUAUAUUUGUUCAAUUUUGUGAAUUCUUUAUGCAUGAGAUUAGUUUGUUUUAAGUUAUCUAAUAUAGGAAGAGAUUAAGGUUUAGGUCUGUGUUAUGGUUCCUGGCAAAAUAUUCAGUAUUUUGCUUUGGAGUUGUUGGCUUGUGGCCAAUCCUUGUUAUUUAGGUGAGAAAAUGCUUUUCAAUUCACUUUUUUUUUUUUUCUUCCUCAAUUUA
Molecule: messenger RNA, 1950 nt
Organism: Gastrolobium bilobum
Lineage: Eukaryota; Viridiplantae; Streptophyta; Magnoliopsida; Fabales; Fabaceae
Exons: 12
Coding region: 197-1555 (452 amino acids)
Biological process (GO): ribosomal large subunit biogenesis
Cellular component (GO): preribosome, large subunit precursor; nucleolus
Molecular function (GO): protein binding
Source: RefSeq, a predicted model, not a curated record